UGAAGGAGUCCUGUUCCUGGGAAGGAGCUCUUGGGGCUUUCGGAACGGCCCGAGGUCACGACCAGAUUCUAUUCUGUUGCCGGCCGGGCGGGCAGGAGGGGGCGGACAGCUGAAGGAGCAGCUUCUUUAAGACCGUCCUUGGGGCUCCGUCUGGGACGAGCUCUGGGCGCAUCGUGUGUCUCCAGUCCGGGCUCAGCCGGCGCCUGGGUUCGGGGCUUGGGUUGUGACAGGUGUCCGAGGUCGGAGUUUAGCCAGGGGCCGGUUUGAGACUCGGUACGUAUCAGGCUAUAUGGCUGGGCUCAAGGCUCAGGCAGUCCAACGUCAUGAAUAGUUUUUCAUGUGAGGAAUGUUUCAUAUCUGUGUACUCCAUUAUUUUAAAGUGAACUGUUUUCACUUCAAAGUUCCUGACGUGUGUGGGUCGCUGUCCUGUGAGGAGAGAAAAUAGUGUGGGAUACAAUCUGUCUCCUUAGGGAGUUUCCAGGCAGAUCAGAGGCCAGCGUGGGUGACAGGAUUGAAAUGGAAAUAGACUCGAGUUUGAGUCAGGCAGACCUGGGUUCAGAUCUCACCUCUGCCACUUAAGUAGCUGUGCGCCUUCACCACGCCGGCCUCUGAUCUGCCACUGACCAUCUGACAGGUGGCCUGGAAACUAACUCCCUAAGGAGACAGACUGUAUCUGCCACUAAGUAGCUGUGCAAGUUGUUUUCCCACCCAGAGCUUUAGCUUCUCUUGUAUUAAAAGGGCACAGGAGGGUCAUUGUGAAGGUGAGUUGCAGUCUUUUAGUGUGACACGUGUCAUGAAUUGGGUGCUGAAUAUUUUGUGCAUGAAAUGAGUGUGAUUUCUAGGAAUUAGGUCAUUUUGGACGUUAGAAAGGCCUUGGGGGAAGAGUUAAAGUGGUCUAGGUUUUGAAGCCUCAGUGGGAUUUACAGGUGGAGCUGACCUUGCAGGUUGGGUCAGUGUUUGUUGACCAGUCCUCCUAUGCCCAGCACUGUGCUGGACAAUUCAUGUCUGUUAUUUCACUGGAUCCUCAGCCAUUGACCCAAGUGCUUUCAGCCCCACUAUCCUUAGCUUCAGCCCCUCUAAAGAAGCUUUGGCUGGAAGUAAUGUAAAGAGGGUUGGUGUUUUGUUUUGUUUUUUAAUAUGGAGCUGGGGCAGCUGGAGAUUUUGGUGAUCUCUCCCCAACUUCUCCCACAUCAGCUUUUCCCUUUCUGUGAUCCAUAGUGCUACUUGGUUUCUUGACUUUGGGAGGCCUAUUUUGCUAGCAGAUUUUGAUGUUUAUAGGGCCUAGCAUGGGAGCACCUCUUAAACUCGGAUUGCAUGAAGCUGAACCUGGGCAGUGAGUUCUGUGAACAGGAGCUGUUGGAUUCUGGCACAAACUUAUGAAGAUCCUAUAGUAAUUUAGUAACUUGGUUCCUUUUACCUUUUCAUGGGUGCCCAUGUGAUCUUCCUGAGAAAUGUUCUCAACAUAUCUCUGCUCAGAAACCUUGGUUGGCCUUGUUGCCUACCUUAUGGAGUUUGGGCUCCUUGACCUCAUGGAAAGGCCCCUCUAUAAUCUGUUCCCAAAUCUCUCUCCUGCCCUGUUUCCCUUUGUUCUCUCAAACCUGCACCCUAUGGCCCAGGCAAAAUAAACUUUUUUUUUUCAAUUUCCUCAAGUACUCCCUUGCAUGUUCCUUUAUUCACUCUUCCUAGAGUCCCCACCUCCAUCUUUCAAGGCCUGUGUCUCCUGUAACCUGCCACUGAAGCUUCUCUGAUCCCCACUACUGUAUUAGUUGCCCCUUCCCAUCUUCUGUAGCAGAAGCUACACCUUGAAUAUAGCUCUGAUUACAGUAUGCCUUGGAAUAUGUCCCCCAAGAUGUGCUCUGAGUACAUUGGUGGAAAGGGACCAUGCCUAUUUCAUCCCUCCUCUGCCUGGCACAUAGUAGGCCUCUGCAGUGUGUGCAGUCAGAUGAGUCAGUGACAUUUUUAUAUACUCGCUUUGGUCUUUGUUUUAUGAGCUUUCAGGUUCAGAGUGGGCCUUUGUAUUCUUCCUUCUUUUUGUGCCUAAGGAGAGUCCUAGUUUAGAUUGAUGGUGCCCUAAUUAUAGGCAUCAAAGGUAAGAAAGUGCAGGAAUCCUGCACAAGGCAGAAUCUGUCAUUGCUACUAUUGUUUUCAGCCUCUUGCCUUGCCUCUGCUGUGAGUUCUGUUGGCAAGGAGGUGAUGUUCUGUUCAGGAACCUGCACUGAAUGUGUUAUAGUUCACACAGGGGAAGGUGCACAGGUGGUUUACCAAUCAAUUGUCCUGACCUUGCCUUGGCCCCUCUCCUCUGGGAACCAGCAGCUACAAUUUUUCCUUGCCAGCAGCUUCACCAUCUGGAACAGGAAGGCUCUUUGGUGAUUGUAGAGAAAUAUACCUCAUUGAAGGCACAGCGAGCUUGGACAACAUCUGGUUCUUCUUCGAUUUUACAGAUGAGAAGAGGCCCACAGAGGGGAAGGGACAAGACUGGACAAGACUUGAGUCAGUGGUAGAAAUAAUAUGAAAAGUGAAAGAUUCUCUGUUUUCUUCCAGUCUGCUACUUUAUAAGAAAAUAUUGAACAUUUAUUGAGUACUUCUUAUGUGGCAUAUACUGUUUUAAGUGCUUUAUAUGUGACAUGUCAAAACUAUGUAUUCUACAGACUUGGGAAUGGAGGCAGCUAGAAAUCAUUCAGAUCUACUUUUGGAUUCUACAUGUUUGCUUUAUGGGCUUCCCUGAAAAUCAAUUGGUAAAGAAUCUGCCUGCAAGGCAGGAGACCCUGGUUCAAUUCCUGGGUCGGGAAGAUCCGCUGGAGAAGGCAUAGGCUAUCCACUGCAGUAUUCUUGGGCUUCCCUUGUGGCUCAGCUGGUAAAGAAUCUGCCCAUAAUGUGGGAGACCUGGGUUCAAUCCCUGGGUUGAGAAGAUUGCCUGGAGAAGGGAAAGGCUACCCACUCCAGUAUUCUGGCCUGGAAUACUGUUUGCUUUUUAAUAUGGUUUCAAUGGCUGUCAUUCUAACCAGUAGGGUAGAAACAGUUCUUCAGGGUCACCUACCUCCAUGAGGGAGUGAUGUCCUCCCAGCCAUGUCUUCCUGUAUCCUGAAGAAAUACCUUUAGACGAGUCCAGAGUGUGUUGAAAGAGUGGGUGAUAGAAUGAAGCAAACUGCAUGAGUAUUGGUCGCUCUUAGUUUAGGAAUAUUAGUAUACUUUAAAAAUUGCGUGUUACAAGUCAGGCAGUGAGAGCAGAAUUUUAGAAACUCAGUCCAGGAGCUUUCCGUAAAGUUUCUCAGUCAGUGAUUCAGUUCAGUCCAGUUGCUCAGUCGUGUCUGACUCUUUGCGACCCCAUGGUCUGCAGCACGCCAGGCCUCCCUGUGCAUCAGCAACUCCCAGAGUUUAUUCAGACUUGUGUCCAUUGAGUCAGUGAUGCCAUCCAGCCAUCUCAUCCUCUGUCGUACCCUUCUCCUUCUGCCUUCAGUCUUUCCCAGCAUCAGGGUCUUCUCAGAUGAGUCAGUUCUUUGCAUCAGGUGGCCAAAGUAUUGGAGUUUCAGCUUCAGCAUCAGUCCUUCCAAUGAACACCCAGGACUGAGCUCCUUUACGAUGGACUGGUUGGAUCUCCUUGCAGUCCAAGGGACUCUCAAGAGUCUUCUCCAACACCACAGUUCAAAAGAAUCAAUUCUUCGGUGCUCAGCUUUAUAGUCCAACUCACACAUCCAUACAUGACUACUGGAAAAACCAUGGUGGCAAGAUUCAAUUCAAAAAACACACAUUGAGCUCUUUCUACAUACAGGACCCUGGUAUUGAGAAAUACACACAGAAGAGAGCAACACAUUUCCUGCCCUCCUAUAAGUAAUUGUCUUCUCAGAGCCUUCUCCCUCCAGUGUAGUUGGCAAGACAGAUAAGUACAUAAAUAACUGAAAUCAGGUUGACUCUAGUAAAUGUAGUAAAGAAUGUAAACAAAGUGGGAGAAAUCAAUCCCAACAUGACCAAAGGGGGUUCAGCAAGGAUUCCUGAAGGUUGGAAAAUUUAUGCUAGGCCUUGAAGGAGGUUCAUUCCAGUGAGAAGGAACAGCUUGGGCAGUAGUCUAGAGGUGGGGAUGAAGUAGAGGGAGAGGAGUGGAUUUGGUGAGGAAGGGAAAUAAACUGAAAUGAUGAAUUGUGGCCAUAAUGUAUAGAGGUGUGAAGAGAAGAACACUGACGUUUAUCUAGUCUCUACUCUGCUUUGUGGCUGAGUAUAUCAGAUGUAUUACACACUAUAAUUUAUUUAAUCCUCAGAAUCCUGUAACAUGGGGAUAUUUAACCCCAAUUUAAAGAUGAAGAAAUUGGACCUCAGAAAGACUAGAGUGAUUUUCCCAAAGUCAUGUAGCUCAUAAGUGACAGAGCUUGGUCCAAACCUAUUAGUGUUGGAUUCAGAGACCUGUGUUCUUUUCAUUAUACUGCAAGACUCCAAAUGCUGUGACUGGGGCUCUGUUUAUUCUGUCUUCCAAAAGGAGGUAAAGGAAGUUGGAGAAUGGGAACAUUAUGUUGCAGCACACGAGCUCUUUAGUUGUGGCAUGCAGGAUCUAGUUCCCUGACCAGGAGUGGAACCAGGACCUCGUGCAUUGGGAGCAUGGAGUCUUAGCCACUGAACCACCAGGAAAGUCCCAAUAGUAAUACUAUUGAUAAUUAUUAUUGAUAUCCAAUUAAGUAUUGGUUUUAUAGAAGGUAUAUUUUUAUGACCAUUUCCCUGCUGUCUUACUCUGAUAUCAUUGCCUUCUCUUUCUUUUCCAUUGUCCCAUCAAGAAAAUUUGAAACAUAGUCAUACCUCAUUUUAUUGCACUUCAAAAAUAUUGCAUUUCUUACAUAUUAAAGGUUUGUGGCAACUAUGUAUUGUCAUGAUGGUUAACAUUUUUUAGCAAUAAGUGUAUUUUAUUAUUUUUAAUUUUUAAUAAUAUUAAUUUGAUUUAAUGAUUAAUUCUAAUUAAGGUAUGUACAUUUUUUUAAGACAUAAUGCUAUUGCCUACUUAAUAGACUACCAUAUAGUAUAGAUAUAACUUUUACAUGCACCAAAAAACUGAAGAAUUUAUGUGACUUGAUUAUUUAGGUGAUCUGGAACCAAACAUGCAGUAUCUCUGAGGUAUGCCUGUACUAGAUUGUUCCAUCACAGGACUGCAAAAGAUGAUAUGACAAAAACUGCCAGUAGGAAAAGGGUCAAUUAAAACUCAGUGGCUCCAAAAAAAAAAAAAAGUCAGUGACUCAUUAGAGAAGUCUUACCUGACUUUUACCAGUCUUACCUGAUCUUCACAGCAAAUAGGAACAGAGCUGCAUAUUUAUUUCCUUUUGCACAGCCUUCAACAAAAAUGCCUACCAGGAAUCCCCUGGCGGUCCAGAGGACUCUGUGUUCUCACUGCUGAGGACGAGGGUUCAGUCCCUGGUCAGAUUACUAAAAUCGCACAAAUUGCGUAGCAUGGCCCAAAAAAAACAGUACUCAGCCAAACCCCUUCAAUUCACUUGCCAAAAAGUACAGUAAUAAUGUAUUUUGAAAAAUGCUCCCUGAUUUGGUUCUUCUUUCUCUCCAACUUAAGCCUCUCUAACCUGAACUUAAGCUGUUUCUUCUUUUUCCACUUUCCAUGAAUAUGGAAAAGUUCCCUCUGAUUAUAAGGGAGCAUGAGAUCAAGAUUUUCUCAUGAGAACCUUUUGUAGACCUAAAACCAGAAUCAAAUUGAGCCUCAUCUUCUCUUCUGGAGGUUAAACAGCCAUGUUUUCUUUUACUUCACUCUUAAAACAUAUUUUCCGUUGCUUGGAUCACAUUGGUCAUGAUUUUCUUUCUCUUAGGUCUUUCUCCUUCUUGACAGUGACCCAAACUGUGCUUAGUCUGCUAAUAGAAGUCCAACUAAAACAGUUUAAGAGCAAAAUAACUUCAGAUGUUUUCAUUCAUUCAUUAAAAUUUAUUGAAUGUUUGCCCCAUGUCAGGCACUGUGCUACGGGUAGGGGACCCAGAGGUGAAUCAGACACAGUCUCUGCCCUGUGGCUAGCUCACAGUCUAGGGGGAGAUGUGCAAUAAAAUGCUACAGGUACUGUGAUUGAGUUAUGCACAAGUGUAGGAAGCUGGAAAUUGUUCAGUGAAGUUAGGUAGAAACUGUCCAUUUUGCCUGGACUAUAGAUCAGGACUUCUGUAGAGGAGUGGUAAGAUAUAAUGCCGGAGGGGUGGGCUAGGGCAAGAUUGUGGAGGCCCUGAGUGACAGCAUGGGACCUUGGUCAUUCCAGAGGCAGUAGAUACCCAUUAGAAGUGUUGGAAUAGGGAAGUACCAGGCUCAAAUCUGGCUUUUCGGAUCAAGGACAGAGAUACCACAAGCUUAUCUGUCUUAUCUGCCCCCCUACUGAUGUUUUAUGGGAGGAAAUGUCUUAUUUGUGUACUUGUUUUUUUUUUCUCUAAAGCUUCUAUAGAAAGACUAGUUCUUGAACUCUGAAAAAAAUUCAUUCCUUGUACAGCAGAAAAUUCAUGAAUAAUUGAGAGAGAGCUGAGUGCUUGACCUGUAUAAGAUCCGAUGGCAGACCAGUCUGUGAGAUUUUACCCUUUCCCAGCUAUAUACCAGGAAGAGGUGCAGGAAUGAGGUGAGGGUUCCAGGGCUCUUCUGGGUAUUUCAUAUGGAAUGCUAAGAAGAUUCAGGUAGUGUGAGAGUCAAAAGUUCUUUCUGAGGAGGAAAAGAGGCCCACUAGAAUUUGGAAAGGUGUCAGAAGGAAUCAGGGCCAACCAGGCACUCAGAAUCCUGGGUCAUGUGUCUGAAAACCUCCAAAUUCUGUCUCUGCCUUUCUACUCUGCUCUCCGUUUGUUCUCUUCUGCUGCCCAGUUGUGGUUUACAGAGUGGCUGGGUUGCUUUCCAUAGUCACAGCUGAUCUGAGGAAGCCGUAUCCCAAGCUAGAGUAAUAAUUAUGAUUAUUGAGGGCAUACUAUAAACCAGGCAUUGUGCCAUGAACUUGAUUCAGAUUAGCUCAUUCUCACAAAAUCCCUGUCACGUAGAUGUUAUUGCUCCCUUUUGAUAGAUGAUGACAGUGAAACACAGAGAGGUUAAAUAUUAUGUCCAGGGUUACCUCAUUAUUACACGAUAAGGCUAGAUUCUGAAUCUAGGCCCUAAUGACUCAAAAGCCCACUCACUUUCUCUCCCCCCAGCCCUGGAGUGGCUCCAAACAGAAUAAAAUAAAAGUCCAUAAAGAAAUUGUGAAGACUGUUUUUACUGUAGGUCUACUAGAGGUAGAAAUGAACAGAAAUGUGUGUGUGUGUUUGUGUGUAGAAAGAUGGAGUUGGUGAGGAAAGGAAAGCUGAAUUGGCAAACUAUGGCCUACAGUCCUUAUCUGGCUCACCACUUGUUUUUGUCUAGACUGCAAGCCAUUUACAUUUUUAAAUGGCUAGAAAAAAAUUCAAGAGAAAAUUAAUAUUUUGUGACACAAAAAAUCAUACAAAAUUAAAACUUCAGCAUCUAUAAAUAAACUGAAAUAUAGCCACACUCAUUCAUUUUCAUAUCAUCUCUGGCUGCUUUUGCUCUGCAAAGGCAAAAUUGAGUAGUUUUUGUGACGAGGCCAUGUGACACACUGAGUAUAAAAUAUUGACUCUGGCCCUUUACAGAGAAAAAUUGCCAACCCCUACUAUAGGCAACAAGAAGGGACCAAGAUAUUCAAACCUAUGGCAAGACUGAAAGCAAAGAGUUAAAAGUCAAGAGUGUUCAAGGUUGUCCCUGGAAGCAUUGUGGCCACAGGGAGAGGGAACAUAACCUGAGCUUUCGUAGACCUUGGAAAUAGUGGACCACAGAGAUUUGUUUGGGAAUAAAAUGCACAAUAGGAAGGAUUAUUCUAUGUGUUAAUGUUCUCUUCUGAACAAUAAAGAAAUAUUUUAUGGAUGAAAUAAUUCAUUCAGAUAUUAACUGGAGCCCUUUUUUUGUGCCAGAUACUACGUUAGAUGCUGAAAAUACAAAGAUGAAAAAGAUACGUCCUUGCCUUUGAGGAGCUUAAGGCCUCAUGGGAGAGCCACGUGUGCAUGAAGGGAGCUGACUCUUAAAUUUUCAUUCCAGAUAUGAUGAAGCAGAGGCCAAUGGAGAACUGAAUAAUGUCUGUUGUGCACAGAGGCCAUUGAAACCUUUCCUGUAGCUGGAAAACAGCAGCCCCCUGACAGAAGCAUUACUGUGUUUGAAGUUUCAAGUUUACAGAGGAUUCUCUUCACAGAGUUGGGCAGACCUAUAGUUUCAAAAACAACUCUCCUUCAACAAGUUCUGUUUCCAAGGAAAGUCUUAACCAUCUGUCCCUUCUGGCAUACCCUCUUCCAUUGGAAUCCAUGCAGAAUAGACCAGAGAUGGGUAGCAGUGAACCAGUUCCCAUUGCAGAGAGUGACAAGAGGAAGAAGAAGAAGCGGAAGGCCCGGGCCACUGAUUCCUUGCCGGGAAAGUUUGAAGAUGUAUACAAGCUGACCUCUGAACUGCUGGGAGAGGGAGCCAAUGCCAAAGUUCAAGUUGCCGUGAGCCUGCAGAAUGGCAACGAGUAUGCUGUCAAAAUCAUCGAAAAACAUGCAGGACACAGUCGGAGUAGGGUAUUUCGGGAGGUGGAGACGCUCUAUCAGUGUCAAGGAAACAAGCACAUUUUGGAGCUGAUUGAGUUCUUUGAAGACGACACAAGGUUUUACUUGGUCUUUGAGAAAUUGCAAGGAGGCUCCAUCUUGGCCCACAUCCAGAAGCAGAAGCACUUCAAUGAGCGAGAAGCCAGCCGAGUGGUGCAGGAUGUCGCUGCCGCCCUUGACUUCCUGCACACCAAGGGCAUUGCUCAUCGAGAUCUGAAGCCAGAAAAUAUACUGUGUGAAUCUCCAGAAAAGGUGUCUCCGGUGAAGAUCUGUGACUUUGACUUGGGCAGUGGGGUGAAAUUGAACAACUCCUGCACCCCCAUAACCACACCAGAGCUGACUACUCCCUGCGGCUCUGCAGAAUACAUGGCCCCCGAGGUGGUGGAGGUCUUCACGGACGAGGCCACUUUUUACGACAAGCGCUGUGACCUGUGGAGCCUGGGCGUGGUCCUCUACAUCAUGCUGAGUGGCUACCCGCCCUUUGUGGGUCACUGUGGGGCCGAUUGUGGCUGGGACCGGGGAGAGGUCUGCACAGUGUGCCAGAACAAGUUGUUUGAGAGCAUCCAGAAAGGCAAGUAUGAGUUUCCUGACAAGGACUGGGCUCACAUCUCCAGCGAGGCCAAAGACCUCAUCUCCAAGCUCCUGGUCCGAGAUGCAAAGCAGAGACUGAGCGCUGCCCAAGUUCUGCAGCACCCAUGGGUGCAGGGGCAAGCUCCAGAAAGGGGACUCCCCACGCCGCAAGUCCUCCAGAGGAAUAGCAGCACAAUGGACCUGACGCUCUUCGCAGCCGAGGCAAUCGCCCUUAACCGCCAGCUGUCUCAGCACGAGGAGAACGAGCAGAACAAGCUGGCCGAGGAGUCUGAGGCGCUGGCUGAGGGCCUCUGCUCUGUGAAGCUCUCCCCUCCCUCCAAGUCCCGCCUGGCCCGACGGAGGGCGCUGGCCCAGGCAGGUCGCAGUGGAGAUGCACCGCCCAGCCCAACACCCACAACGCCAGCGCCCUGACCCACUCUGGGCCCCAGGCCUGUCCAAGCCCUGCCACCCUGGAAACCUGUGAGGGGCCUGCUCUGCAGCUCCUUCCAGGCCUUUUCCUCCAAGAAGGCUCUCAUCCUCCUGUCCCCAGAGUCCUCAAGGAAAAAGCUUUUUCCAAAGGGCGGGGGAGGGUCAUCUUUGAAAAGGAAAGCAAUCACUUGUCACUUUGCAUAAUGGCCUGCGGCAGGGACGUCUCUUUACUGGGCUCCUGCCCACCUGCUCACCCGCCUGCCCGUGGAUGGAGGAUCCAGCCCACUCUCACCACCAGGCAGCUGUAGGGCUGGGGCUGCGGCCUUCAGGGAACCAGCCUUGAGAAGCGUCCAUUGACAGAGGCUCUUCCCUCUCCUCACACUGUCACCUGCCUCUGGCGGUCCUUCCACCUUCCUGUGUCCUCCGGACGUCCUCCCCCAUGGCUAAGCGGAGCCAUCCCCUCAAUUCAGGAAGCCAGAUCAGUCUUCCAGUCGAUAGCGCAGAGAAGCACAUAAUCUUUCUUUGCCGUGACCGAAAUGUGUCCCUCAUUUAUCAUCCUCUUCCUUGUUUGGGAUUGCUGCUAAAGUCAGUAUUAUUUUGUUUUUAAAGAUGCGGGGGGGGGGGGGGGGGUUGUUUUUUUUUUUUAACCACACUCUUCCAGCAGAGAUGAGACUUUUAACUCCCCCUAUGAGCCCAUGGACUCUCCAGAGCUCUUAGGGCUCCCACUUCUCCUGAAUGUCCAUGCAUUUGGAAGAUGUUAAUCAGCUAUUUCUGUUACUCUUAACUGGUUUUAAGCUGUUCAGAUGAUGAGUGACUUAGAGACCAGUGUGUCUUGCUGCUUCCUCCCUCGGGCCUGUUUCGGAGGGCAGUGCAGGUCUGGGGCAGUGAGGAGCUCUGUGCCUGAUGUGAUGCGAGUCUGGAGGCUGCCCAGCCACUCUGGUUGGAGCCAUGUGGUCUCCGCUGCUGGUGAGCACAGAGGCAUAUCCCGCAUCAGAUAGCUGAGCUGCUUAGUUACCCAAGAAAAUCGAUUUGCAUAUGUCAGAUGUUUAUAGGGUGCAAGGACAAAUUGCACUUAUUUUAAUAAAACUGUCUUCAAUUC
Molecule: messenger RNA, 10660 nt
Organism: Dama dama (fallow deer)
Lineage: Eukaryota; Metazoa; Chordata; Mammalia; Artiodactyla; Cervidae
Gene: MKNK1
Product: MAPK interacting serine/threonine kinase 1
Exons: 14
Coding region: 8284-9564 (426 amino acids)
Biological process (GO): peptidyl-serine phosphorylation; protein autophosphorylation; intracellular signal transduction
Cellular component (GO): nucleus; cytoplasm
Molecular function (GO): ATP binding; calmodulin binding; calcium/calmodulin-dependent protein kinase activity
Source: RefSeq, a predicted model, not a curated record